Messenger RNA from Ectocarpus siliculosus, 4514 nucleotides. Lineage: Eukaryota; Phaeophyceae; Ectocarpales; Ectocarpaceae. The record is from the annotation of a GenBank genome assembly.
AUGAAAAGUCACUCGUGGAACAGGGACCGGUUGCGGUUCAAGGUGACCUAUGGCGAAGCCCCCUCUCACGAGGCCGAGGCCGUCAUCGUCGGGCUCAAGCCGGGGAAGGCGUACCAGUUCCUCGUCGCCUCGAUCUCGGCGGAAAGGAUGCUCGUUCCCGGCUCUUCCAUUGUCUCCGACCCGGUCCAACUGCCAGAGGCGGAGUACGAAAAGGCCUGGUUUUUCGAGGGUGGGGAGGACGACAUCAAGUGGGCCGCGUUUGAAGGGCUGGGGCCGGAGAACGUUGGGGCAGCUGGCGGGGGUGGCGCUGGUGCCGGGGGUGGCUCUACCGCCUUAGAUGAUAUCAGGUGUUCCCCGUCGCCCACUCGCUGCUUCACUGGUCUUCGCAGCCUCUGCCUUGUCGUGCCUGCCGGACUCGCGGGUGGGGCGUACGUGGACACGCCCGUGAAGGAAGGGUGGCUGUACGUGGUCAAGGCGAAGGUUUUCCACGAAGAGGAGGGAGGCGGGGUCGGGGACGGGGCCGGAGCAGAGGCCGAGGGUGCCGGGAGAAAGGGUUCGAGGUUGGCCAUGAUGACGGGCUGGACCGCAGGGAGAAAGGGGUCGAAGAGUAACGUCACGACGAGGCUGGUGCUGUGGGACAUGCGGGAUGGGAAAGAGAUGUCGGCACCGGCGGUGAAGACCGGGGAGUGGGAGGCGCUAGAAUGCCAGAUAGUCCCUUUCCGCAGCGAGCACCUGCGUGUCGCUAUCCAGAGCGGAGGAGAGGGCAGGGAAAGCAACAUCUACGUGGACGCGGUCGAACUCUUUCACGGAGGGCCCACACCGGCGGAGCGGGCGAUUUCCGCCGCCGUCGACUUGAUGGACGAACCAAGACCGAUGCCUUCAAAGGUGUUUGUUGGGAACGCCGAAGUUCACCGUACGAAGGUCAUCCCAAUGACCCUGUCGCCUGUCUGGGACGAAACGUUCUUUUUGUCGCCGGAAACGCCCGGCGGAGGAGACGCGAACGCUCCGGGUUUAAACGCCGACGGCGACGGCAUUCGGUUUGAGAUGUGGGACCACGAUCUGCACGGGCAAGGGGAUUACCUCGGCGAGGUUUGCUUGACCAGUGACGCCCUGAAGGUGGCGCCCCCACAUCGGGUCGAGCACGAAGCCGUCAAGGACCCCAUCCGAGGCGCGGGUGACAGUGGCGACCGCACUGCUACCGAAGUAGUAAUCCCUAAAUUGAAACCUGCUCGAACGAAGCGUGGUGGCCAUCGCGGCCGCGGCGGCAUGGGUGCCGUGCCCCCCCCGACAAUUCUAGCGCUGGCCAUUCAGGUGUCGUGGCCGAAAGAUCCGGAGAGUGCCGAGGGAAAGCUGGUGCGGAUCCUACAGGAUGAACAGGGCUUGCUGUCGGCCCGAGUGAAUGCGCUCAAGCGCAUUCUACCAACGUUGCUGCAGGAGCUGUCGAUGGCCGCUCUUCGAGCACCCCGUAAUAUCGAGGACGCCGCGAAGGCCAAGAUUCUGCUCCUGCGAUCCCGGGCAGCAGAGGCCGCUGUAUGGGUGCUGGCAGACCCGAACUUUCUUGAGGACGCCUGCCGCUUGCUGAUAGGUUUGGUGCAACUGGGGCACGACGCGGGGCAUUCGGAGGCUGGGUUCGGCUUGUGUCGAAGACUUCGACUCUUCGUGCUGCAGCUCUCGCCCGCUGUCGUGGCCGUCCGUUGUUUACGAGCGAGCGUCGGACCACCAGAGAUCCUGCUGGAGCUCCUUGCAAAGCUGUACGUGGGGCAGCAGGCCGCGCUGCACGAGGACGUGGUCAACAUCCGGGGGUUCUUUUACUCCCUCGUCCUCCACAUCGACACCUCCGCCCCCGCCCAGGCUCUCGUGCGAGAUAUCAGCGGCGGCGCGCGCGAGCUCCCCGACGGUCUCGUCGCGAUGUUCCGCAGGUACCGGACGCGCAUCCCUCCCCUGCCGGGGCUCUGGCGACCCACGAUGCUCCAGAAGCUCUCGGCGGAGGAGGCGCACCCCCCGGACUUGGAAGGGGACGAUCUCGAGGCGAACGAAGACGACCACGACCUCAACCCGGCCUCGCGUGGAGGGAACAGGGAGGAAGAGCCCUCCCUGCCGGACCGCAUCCGCGCACACCUUACCGUCGCCCUGAUGGCGGUGCCCCCGCUGUUCAAGGCGGUGGUCGGGGGCAGGCGCAUCGGCGCGCCCGGCUCUUGCGAGCAGCCCGUGGGGACGGUGCUCGUGCUGGACGGGCUCGUGCUCAUGUGCGCCGUCUUCGGCGGGGGCUGCUUCCGGAUCAACCGGCGCCGGUUCAGCGCCCUGGCCGGGACUUGGCUGUUCCCGACCCUCUUCUUGGCCUUCCUGCUGCACCUCGGGCUGGUGGCGGGGCUGCUGGUGUCGCUCGCCCGGGUGGACUCGGUCGAGGCCGGCAGUGGGCAGGGCGAGGACGACGGCAAGGGCGACAAGGUCGGUGCCGGCAGUCGCUGCUACCAGCGUGCUCGUUGUUCCCGACGAGAGGCCCGCUACGGACGCGAAGCCUGUGGCCAGCGUCGGCGGCGACAACGAUGCGGGCCAAGCAGUAUAAUAUAGCGCUCAUGUAUUUGCCCCCUCCUCUUUGCGUGAGCCUCCGACGCGGGGUCUGGCGGCUUGUCGUCCAAGGACCCACAGUUGGGGACGGCUGUGUCGCUUUCGAAGACAAAUUCACCUUGAAGUGGCGCAAACCCAGAUUGAGAAACUUGGUGCUAUUUUGCGUCUUCGUAUUUCGCUCCAGUAGCUUUUUCUGCCCGCAGGUUGUCGCCGUUUUACGGGCUAGGGUGAAAGGCGAUGUUGAAACGCGCCGUCGUGCAUCUAAGAGGAGCAAGCGCGCGCCCCUUAACUCGCAAUGCACCGCCAUUGCCGAGCGCGUGCAGAGAGCGGGCGCGACUGUUUGCUGCCAUGUCGUGGAAUGCACAUUGUGCUGCUAUGAAAAGCAUCUUCUGUCCAAUUUAUCAAUGUAGAAUGCUCGUUCACGAACGUUCUGUAGUCUUGAGACCAUUUUCCUUAGAUCACACCUGCUUCGCACACACACUGGAAUCUACCCCCACUUCUCUCCUUCCCUCGCAUUUCACCACUCAAAAUUUCUGGAGCUGUCACACAUCGCUUCCGACUUAGCCAAGUGCACAAUGGACGCACCCAAUGAACGCAUCACUUGUUCGCCCCUGCAUGCAACUCCCGAGGUUCUUGCCCCAACGUACACAACAAGGCUUGCAAAAGCUGAUACAUAGAUACAAUAGCUUUCCAGCCGAACAUUAACAAGGACUGGGCUUGCGCAUCUACUUGGAGACUGUUUUUUUGCUAUUCACAAAAAAAUAAUAUCAACACUUACAUUGUCCAUCCAACUCCAGCCCUUUCCGGUCGAAAGUUACUUGGUGACUCGCAGACCACACCAUCGGAGAAAAUAACAGCUUUUUUUGAGCUUCGUUGUACCGCUGCCUGUCGGCUGCACUCAGUAAUGGCCCCAUCUAACGCCUCCUCCUAGGGAGUCAGCCUUUUUCCCUCUCUCUGCCCCAAGGACAACGGAGAUCCCCCCCCCCCCCCCCUCUUCUUCUUGAUCGCUCCUAUUGUCUAUCCGCUUCACACAUCAAAACCUCCCCGGCAGCAAUGGGCGUUUUCUUCGCCCUCGACCGUGAAAACUUGCCCCGGACACGCAAAAAAUCUCUGCAGAGCCCUUAUCAGUGUCACAACAAGUACUGUCAUCCCGCCAAGUACCUCCAUAUACCGCCCAAAUAUAAUUCCCUUCUCCUAGUCCCCCGCGGCCCAUUCACCGUCAGCGGUUCCCCUAUUCGUCGCCACGCCGUCUCUCAAAUCAAACCCUAACGCAAACCCAACGCCGUGGCGUCAACGGUGGGGGAACAUACUCCUUCAGCCAAUCGUUUAGCGUUUAUUACAGUGCGUGUCCAGGUGGAUACCGACUACACGCAGCAAAAAUAGGCGGGCAACAAAGAGUCACACCCUCGAUUACGGCUUCGCCUGCUCACUUUCGUCACUUGCUGUGAUCAUCACGCAAGCAAUACACGCGCCUGUCUCUCACGCGCACCUUCCAACCAGGGCGCCUAAUUGCCCGCCGAUGGCUACGCUCCCUCUUUUGCCAUCCCUGCACAUCCCUAAACCAAAUACAUGCGCGAGACACACGGUGUAUCGUUGCCCCGAUUGGGACUCCCACCACGUUCUACUCCGGUCCGGUCCUCAAGUGCCCCAUACCUCCCCCCGCGUUGUCAGCGGCGGCGGCGGCAGCGCAUGUCGGAGAAAAGCGAAGCACGCCUGGGGUACAUACGACCUCUCUCCCGUUCGUGAUGCGCUGUAGUGUGCCACACACCCCAGGGCGGCUUUGCUGUCCCUCGGACACCCAGUAGGCUCUACAACCUCUUCGCUGCGUUCGGCGAUUUCUCUUUGGCCCUGGGGGGGGAAAACGAAAACUCGUCGCUUAUGGCAGCGGCUAGCCGCAGCUGCAGCUCUCUACGAUCGAUCGCUGGACCUGCGAACGAUACGCGAAU